GCCUGUGCUACUGGAAGGCUGCGUGCCCUCCUCUGGCUGGCACCAUGCAGCUCCCUCUAGCCCUGUGUCUCGUCUGCCUGCUGGUGCACGCAGCCUUCCGCGUGGUGGAGGGCCAGGGGUGGCAGGCCUUCAAGAACGAUGCCACGGAAAUCAUCCCUGAGCUGGGAGAGUACCCCGAGCCUCCACCAGAGCUGGAGAACAACAAGACCAUGAACCGGGCGGAGAACGGAGGGCGGCCUCCCCACCACCCUUUUGAGACCAAAGACGUGUCCGAGUACAGCUGCCGCGAGCUGCACUUCACCCGCUACGUGACCGACGGGCCGUGCCGCAGCGCCAAGCCGGUCACCGAGCUGGUGUGCUCCGGCCAGUGCGGCCCCGCGCGCCUGCUGCCCAACGCCAUCGGCCGUGGCAAGUGGUGGCGCCCGAGCGGGCCUGACUUUCGCUGCAUCCCCGACCGCUACCGCGCGCAGCGUGUGCAGCUGCUGUGUCCCGGCGGUGCAGCCCCGCGCGCGCGCAAGGUGCGCCUGGUGGCCUCGUGCAAGUGCAAGCGCCUCACCCGCUUCCACAACCAGUCGGAGCUCAAGGACUUCGGGCCCGAGGCCGCGAGGCCACAGAAGGGCCGGAAGCCUCGGCCCCGCGCUCGGGGCGCCAAAGCCAACCAGGCUGAGCUGGAGAACGCCUACUAGAGUCUACCCGCGUCCCGCCCUGCGGCGGGCGCCCUGGCCCUGUGCCCCACGUUUCUGUCCUCUGUGCGUGGUUCGAUUGUUUUUAUUUCAUUGUAAAUGCCUGCAACCCAGGGCGAGGGGCCCAGACCUUCCAGGCCCUGUGGCAUCCCGGGCACCGGGGCCCACCUCGGCCGGCCAGCUGAGGGGUCCCGCGGGGUAGGGGAGGGAGUUGAGAGUCACAGACACUGAGCCACGCAGCUCCGCCUCCGGGGUCGCCAACCUUUGCUGGUCCCACUUCAGAGGAGGCAGAAAUGGAAGCGUUUUCACCGCCCUGUGGGUUUAAGGGAGCCGUGUGGGAGUGUGACAAGUCCAGGGACUGGUUAAGAAAGUUGGAUAGGAUUCCCCCUGCACCUCACUGCCCAUCAGAAAGCCUGUGGCGUGCCCAGAGCACAAGACUAGGGGCAUCUGUAGAUGUGGUUUCUAGUCCUGGCUCUGCCACUAACUUGCUGUGUAACCUUGAACUGCACAAUUCUCUUUUAGGACCUCAAUUUCCACUUUGUAAAAUGAGGGUGGAGGUGGGUUUAGGAUCUGGAGGGAUCUACUGGCAUAUGAGUCCAAGCACUCCAGUGCCUUUUGAAUGAGCAGAGAUGAGAGAGAGAAUAAAUGAAUGAGCUUGCAUUGACUCAAUGUCAAUGUCACUUCCAGAAUUCAGAAUUCAGAGUUGUGAUGCUCUCAUCUGACAGCCAAAGAUGAAAAACAAACAGAAAAAAAAAAAGAGUAGAGUCUAUUUCUGGCUGACAUAUUUCUGGCUGACAAACCCCUGGAAGAAGCUACAUUGCUUCCCGGCCUGGCCUUCCCAGAUGUCUGGCUACCUCCACCCCUCCAUCUCAAAGGAGUGACAUCAUCCACUGGGGUAGAGAAGGAGAGGGUCCUGAAGGUGGUGGGAGGGAUAGAAAUCACACUCGCCGCCAACUUCCCAAAGAGCAGCAUCCCUGCCCCGACCCACAGCCAUAUUUUAAAGUCACCUUCUGAAGAGAAGUUCAAGGUCCCAGGACACUGGUCUAGCAGGCCCGAGAGAGCAGCCACCACACACUCCCAGACCAGCACAUGCCUUCUGAGAUGCCACCUUCUGCCCACUGCACGCAGACACAUUUCUGCCUAGAAAAGGGCUUCCUCCUCCUCUUACAUGUGAUGGCAUUUCUUACACUAAAAGAAUAUGUAUUAUUGGGAGAAAAAUCACAAGUGCUGUACAUAUGCUGAGCGACUGCAGAGCAUAAUAGCUACCACCCAAAAAUCUUUUUGAAAAUCAUUUCCAGACAACCUCUUACUUUCUGUGUAGUUUUUGUUUUUGUUUUUUUUUUAAAAAAAUGUUUUAAACGGAAGCAGAUGCCGUACGAAAGCCUGCAGGACUGGUCGGUUCUUACAAUCCUUAAACGCGGGACUUGUCCACAAGAAUGAAAGUAGUGGUUUUUAAAGAGUUAAGUUACAUAUUUAUUUUCUCACUUAAGUUAUUUAUGCAAAAGUUUUUCUUGUAGAGAAUGGCAAUGUUAAUAUUGCUUAUGAAAUAACAGUCUGUUCUUCCAGUCCAGAGACAUUGUUAAUAAAGACGAUGAAUCACGACUGAA
Saimiri boliviensis boliviensis (Bolivian squirrel monkey) is the source of this 2290-nucleotide messenger RNA. RefSeq names its product sclerostin (gene SOST). Gene Ontology annotation, biological process: ossification; negative regulation of Wnt signaling pathway; negative regulation of BMP signaling pathway. The record is from RefSeq and is a predicted model, not a curated record. Gene Ontology annotation, molecular function: BMP binding. NCBI's taxonomy places the organism in Eukaryota, Metazoa, Chordata, Mammalia, Primates, Cebidae.